This is a messenger RNA of Sturnus vulgaris (Common starling), 3284 nucleotides long. Lineage: Eukaryota; Metazoa; Chordata; Aves; Passeriformes; Sturnidae. The record is from RefSeq and is a predicted model, not a curated record.
GUGUCCUAAUGUAUUGAGGGACUAAGAUGCUAUUUAUAGCUCUUCUCUGAAAAACUAUAAUUUAGUAAAUAUUUUGCAGUUAUGGUAGGUUUUUUUGGCUGUUUGCAUUAGAUAAUUGCUUCCAGUGGCUGAAAUUAGGUCAAAUAGUCAAGUUAGCCACAUGCUCAAUGUUUGUAGUUCUCUCAUGUUUUUUCCCAUUUAACAUAUCAUCCAGUAAAUCCUUUCUUUUAUGUUGUUUAUUGUGGCUAAUGAUGUGGUUGGUUUUUUUCCUAGAACGUGCUAGUGAAAGCAUCUCUCAGCUGAAACAUGCCUUGGCAAAAGGUGAUGGUGACACUGGAUUUGAGCAGUCCUCUGUGGAUGAGGGCAGUGACAAUGUGGACAGGGCCUGUGAUGACUGUGGGACUGCAGCCAGUCAGGAACUGCAGCACAGUCAUGCAGUUAAUCAACUUAAAAUUUUGUUGCAACACCAAGAAAGAAUGGAAAGUGAAGAGUCUCCCUCAAGAAGGAAGAAGUCAUUCCAUAAACCCCCAGAAGCUGUACCUGCAGACUUACCAGCCCUUUCUGAUCUUGUUCCUAUAAUCAAUGAUCAGUCACAGUACAUUAACCAUUUGGAAGCAGAAGUGAAGUUUUACAAGGAGGAGUUGUGUGGGGUGAAAGAUCGAGAGCAGGCAGUUUUAUCUGAAAAUGAGGAACUCCAUCAGAAGCUGAAAUUCUUAACUGCAGAAUGCAUCUUGAGAGAACAAACUCUUCUAGAUACCUCAGCAAAUACUCAGAACUCCCGGCCUGUCGGUGCUAAAGACUGUAGCACACCCCAGCCUGUCACCUCAUCACCAGCACAUCACAAAGACCGGGCUUUUGUUACAGCAGCUUCUGGAGACCAAGCACAGUGGCCUGUAGAGCUGGACAAUCUAAAACUUCUGUAUCAAGAAAAAGUCAAUAUCCUUGAUGCUCAAAUACAGUCCCUCAGAAAAGACCUUUCAGAAUCUCAGAAGACAUGCAAAGAUUUGGAAGGAAGGCUGAAACACCAGAAGUCACUGUUUUCAGCCAGGAAUUCUAGCCAGGUGGGUGGUCUGUGCCUGAACUGUGCCCAGCACGAGGCCGUUCUUGCCCAGACUCACUGCAAUGUUCACGUGCAGACCAUCGAGAGGCUGAGCAGAGAAAGAGAUGACUUGAUGGAUGCACUUGUUUCACUGAGACAAAGUGUGAAAGAGAUGCAGCAAAGAGAAUCUAAUGCUUGUAAGCAAGUUGAACAUGCUGUGCAAAUGGCAGAAGAGGCCAAUUUUGAAAAAACAAAGGCUCUAGUCCACUGUGAGCAACUGAGAAGUGAGAUGGAACGACAGAAGAAUUAUCUUGAGAAGGAGUUGGCUGCCCAGCUGAGUAAGAGGGCUGAUGACAAAGAAGCACUGCGGCGAGAAAUGAAGAAGGAAAGGGAGGACUUGGCAGCAAUGGUGACAGCUUUGUCUAAGGAUGUGGCUGUUUUGGAGGCUCAAGUUGAGAGACUUACAAGGGAAAAGAAUUCUCUAGUUAACCAGUUAGAAGAAUCACAGGGCCAGCUUGCAUCUCAUGAAAUGGAGAUGAAUAAGGUGUGUGGAGAAAUGCGCUAUCAGUUGAAUCAAACCAAAAUGAAGAAGGAUGAGGCAGAAAAGGAGCUCAGAGAGUACAGAACAAAAACUAUAAGGGAGCUUGAAAUUAAGGACCAGAAAAUAGAAAAACUGGGAUUAGAGCUGGAUGGAAACAAACAGCGUUUGGAACAAGCCCAGCAGGAUGUGACAGGAGCCAGAGAGGAGUGCCUAAAACUGACAGAACUGCUGAGUAAAUCUGAGCACCAACUGCACCUCACCAGAUUGGAGAAAGAAAACAUUCAGCACAGCAUUAGCAAUGAAGCAAAGGCCCGAGCCCUUCAGGCCCAGCAAAGAGAGCAGGAGCUGACACAGAAGAUGCAGCAAAUGGAGGCCCAGCAUGAGAAAACUGUAGAAGAACUGGAUUCUUUGCUGACCUCCCAGAAUACAUUCAUAGCAAAAUUAAAGGAAGAAUGUUUUGUGUUGGCAAGGAAGUUGGAACAAAUGUCAGAAAAAUACAGAUCUGAAGUCAACCAGCUUAGUCAGGAAAAAGACUAUCUUCAUGGCAGAUUGGAGAAGAUGCAGAAACGGAAUGAUGAAUUGGACCAACAAUGUAUCCAGCAUGGGAGAAUGCAUGAGAGAAUGAAGUCAAGUGUAACAGGCACUGGAGGGAAUUUUGACACGCUUGUGGUAGCAGAGGAUGAAGUAAAGAGGAAGUUGAGAGACAACUCUGCAAAUCCAGUCAUCCAGGCUACCUCUUGUCAGUAGUCAAAGGCAAGAUGCAGUUUAACUUUAUUUGGACUUGACAGCCCUUACUGGGAAAAGUUCUGUUUACUUUUUUUGUCAUUGACCACCUGAGAGGAGCAGAGCUUGCAUGUAUUAAAGCAGCCAGUCCUGGAGGCUCUUUUCUUUAAAGUAUUGAUUUUUAAUUUUUUUUUUCCUAGCAUUUCUUUAUUCUGUCUGUCUAUAAUCUUUCUUGCAAGCACUUCAUGUGUUCAUUUCAGUCAUCCAGAACAACGUCUUUCCUUUUCCCUUUCAGAUUUCUAACUGUACCUCAUCCUGUUUUUCUGUAACCUUGGAUUGUCAUCAUCAUUUAUAGCUCAGAGAACAAAGAAAUUUAAAAUGCUGCAACUGCAUCCCUAAUCUGUGUAACCACACAAUCUUUCCAUUUAUUUCACCUCCCUUUUGAUUUCUUUAGUUAUGGUGGAUUCUUGCCAUAUGUAGGAUUCGAGGUCACUUUCAGGAGUCAAUUUUUUCCCCCCUCUUUUUCCUCCUAGCUGCUCUUCUGUAGAAUUUUGAGUAUUUAGUAGAAUUUAAAAGUGCUUUUCAAGUUUUUAGGGUAACCUUUCCCCUAUCUAUUUUUAUUAAAAAAAUAGAUCUACUGGAAAAUGUUGCUCAUUCUCUGCUGCAGCAGCAAUGAUUAUACACUAGAAAAGACUGAAAGCAUUAAUCCAGAACACAAAAGUGGUUUGAAAGCAGAGUGGUCAUGCUGCAGGCAAUGCCUUACCUUCUGCUGCUGUUUUGCAGACAAGAGAGAAAACAGAGCAGUAAUAGCAUUUGUCUUAUUUAAUAUUUUAGAAUAUGUAAAUAUGGCAGAGAUUGUCAGGUGUUCUAACCAUGAACGAUAUACUUUACUAGCAUUUUAGAAGAUGGCUCUUUUAACAUAUUUUUAAUUGUCGUCUUGCACUCUAUUAAUUUAAAAUCCAACUAAUAAGUGACAAGACU